CACAGCAGUGCGCCUGUGCUGCCAGGGAUGGCUGGAGACUACACACUCCUUCCUCACUGAGAGGCAGACACGUCUAUCGAAGGUAGCCGGUGUAGGUUUUGGAUGCAGGGACAACGUACAGAAUCCUGCCUGGAUUUUCUCGUACAAUAUGCGGAGUCCUGAGCUGACGCUGCGUUGUGUCGUCGGUGCGCAGUAAAAAAAAAAAAAAAAAUGAAGAUAAAAAAAGCGGCUGACAGAUCGAUCUACUUUGCUGUGAAUAAUGUCUGGAGGUGCAGAGUCCGUGUGCACAGCUUCUGACUGGGAAAGUUGUUUGUCGGUUGUUUGGAUCUGAGACAAGAUGCAUCUGUUUCGGAGUCACAAUUACCAAGUGUUCCCGGACCGCUCCUCAGUGGAAACACCGACCAUACGAGGCAUCAGCUGGACUCCACUGCCAGAGGCCCUGAAUUCAAAGGACACUAUGAAGCAGGUGUGUAUGCCAGAGAUGUUUCUUUCAGAUCGUGUUGUGAAAGCAGCGAGAUCAGUGUAUAGUGUUAUGAUCGAGAGGAACCCGGGUCUGAUCCGAGAUAGAAAGUAUCACCUCAAAACAUACAGACAAUGUUGUUCCGGUAAGGAACUUGUUGAUUGGCUGAUGAAACAAAAUGAAUGCCUGCAAUCAAGAAGCCAGGCAGUUGGAAUGUGGCAAGUCUUGGUAGAUGAAGGAAUCAUUGUUCAUGUGAAACAUGAGUUGAACUUCCAUGACAAGGACACCCAGUUCUACCGCUUCCAGGACUCAGAGUUUGGCCUGAACCACGUAACAAACGAGAAGGAGUUGGAGGACGAGCUGCAGGAGGCUCUGUCGCUGCUGUCUCAGCUGGGUCCCGAUGCUCUGCUCACUAUGAUUCUACGCAAAUGCCCCAGUCAGAGGAGUGCUGAGGACCUGGAGGUCAUCUAUGAGGAGCUGCUCCAUGUCAAGGCUGCAGCUCAUCUCUCCACCUCUGUGCGUAAGGAGCUGGCAGCAGUGCUGGUCUUUGAAUCACAUGCCAAGGCCGGAACAGUCUUGUUCAGUCAGGGGGACAAAGGCACUUCUUGGUACAUCAUCUGGAAAGGCUCUGUAAACGUGAUCACGCACGGGAAGGGCCUGGUGACUACACUACAUGAGGGGGAAGACUUUGGGCAGCUAGCUUUGCUGAACGAUGCCCCUCGUGCUGCCACCAUCAUCUUGAGAGAAGACAACUGCCAUUUCCUCCGUGUGGAUAAACAGGACUUUAUACGCAUCCUCAAGGACGUUGAAGCUAACACAGUGCGGCUGCAAGAGCAUGGGAAAACGGUGCUGGUGUUAGAGAAGAGCACCGACUGGGCCGCGCAGGGAGGAGCAGGAAACAACAGCAAGUACACGGUUAUGUCAGGAACACCUGAGAAAAUCCUGGAACACCUCCUGGAAACAGUAAAGCUGGACUCUAAUGGAAAUGACGCAAUAGCUCCCUGUGUGACCGACUUUCUGCUCACCCACAAAGUCUUUAUGCCCUCCAGCCACCUGUGUCCCGCACUACAUCACCACUAUGAGGCAGAGCUCUCUGAGGGUACCGAUCAGGAGAAGGCUUCCUACAUUCUCAGCACCAAGCAGAAGGUAGUGAAGCUGAUUGGCCAGUGGGUGGCACUGUAUGGCCUUCUGCUGAAAGAAGACCCUAUUGCUUUGGACUCUCUGGAGAGGUUGAAGAAGGAGGUGGCAGGUGAUUUCCGUCUGUCCAGCAUGCUGAAAGAACAAUUUAGGGAAAGGAGGAGAACCAAAGUAUUGGAAAACGGAUAUCAGUCACUGAGCAGGAACCAGCAAUUUGAUUGGUUCUCAAACUGUGAGGAGCCAGUGGGGAGGUUACAACCAAUCAGAGCACAAGAUAAAGUGCUGUAUGAGAUCUACAGACCAGACAACAAGCCUCUCACUCUGAUGCUCCCAGUCAACACAUCUGUACAGGACGUCUUGUCAGCGAUAGUCAAACCUGGCACUGAUCACAUCCUGGUCAAAAUGAACUCUACGGGAGAAAGAGCUCAGCUAAAGCUGGAUGCGACUGCAGUCUACACGGCCCUGGGGCUCAACGAGAGACUGUUCAUCUGCACAAGCAGCCAAGUGGAACAACUGAUGCCCCUGGCGGAGCAGCAGGGUCCAGAGCGAGGAACAACGGACAUCCUGGAACAGAUGUGCUCCAAAGACAUCGCCAAUGAACUCACCAACUAUGACUGGGAACUGUUCACUGCCAUGCAUGAGGUGGAGCUUGUCUACUACAUAUUUGGCCGUCAUAAAUUCCCAGGUGCCAUCACAGCUAACCUGGAGCGCUUUGUGCGUCGCUUUAAUGAGGUGCAGUACUGGGUGGUGACUGAAUUGUGCCUCUGCGAAGACCUGGUGAAACGUGCCAUUCUGCUCAAGAAGUUCAUAAAGAUCGCUGCAGUAUUAAAGGAUCAGAAGAACCUGAAUUCCUUCUUUGCUGUGAUGUUUGGUUUGAGCAACAGCGCAGUGCACAGGCUUUACAAGACCUGGGAGAGAAUACCCAGCAAGACAAAGAGAAUUUACUAUGCUUAUGAGAGGUUGAUGGAUCCCUCACGCAACCACAGGGCCUACAGACUGGCUGUGGCCAAACUCAGUCCUCCCUACAUCCCCUUCAUGCCUCUGCUGCUCAAAGACAUGACAUUCAUCAAUGAGGGAAAUCCAAACUAUGUAGACAAAUUGGUGAAUUUUGAGAAAGUGCGCAUGAUCGCCAAGACAGUGAAUAUUGUACGAGGCUGCAGAAGCCAGCCUUACGUGCCAUCGUCUCCACAGAGGGGCCUGGCAGAUCGGAUGUUUCUGGAAGCGCCUGCUACUCGCAUAUCCACAUGCUCAGAAUAUGCCCUCCCUCUGCGGAGUCCCAGCAACAUCCGACACUACAUUCAGAACCUGAAGGUGAUUGACAACCAGCGCAAGCUAACACAGCUAUCAAGAACAAUAGAAUGCUAGGGCAUCAACCUGCGAAUGUGCAAAGACUGUAACCAAAGACUGCAAAUCUGAACCAGAGAACAGAUUGUAGCUGGAUGAACAAAACUUUCACACUCGCCUACACAAGAUGGAUGUCUGGAGGCGUUGAGUGCCGUGGACUGAUUCUAAUUCAAGGAGCUUGGACAUUCCUGGAUAAGCUCUCUGCACAGCAAUCAAGAGUGACAAUGUGCUGUGUGCACAAUAAUAACCUCCUAAUGAUAAACCAGAGAAUCCAAUUCUGUGUCCGAGAGACUUGUGGGACACUUCUUUUUUUUAAUCCAAGAAGCUUCAGGACAGUAUGUAUGCCACAAUGGAAACUGAUCCCCUCACAAAAGCAAUGUUACAACAUGUACAGUUAAGCAAAGUAUGCCUGUCUUUGGUGUCAAAACCAUUUUUGUGACAUUUUAUAUACUGCUGUCUGUGGAAGAAGCACUCUGGUGGUUCUACAAAAGGACCAUAAGAACAUAUACUACAGAUGUUUGCCAUAGCUAAAUCACUUUAGGUCAGUUUUUUUGCGCACUUUUUUCACUAAUAUAUUGUACGAGAUCAUUUUUUUUGGCAACGAAGCCACUAACUGACAUCAUACAUUUCAUACAAUGUUGUCUUCCAAAUAAAUUAUUUUUCUCAA
Molecule: messenger RNA, 3608 nt
Organism: Sander lucioperca (pikeperch)
Lineage: Eukaryota; Metazoa; Chordata; Actinopteri; Perciformes; Percidae
Gene: rapgef3
Product: Rap guanine nucleotide exchange factor (GEF) 3
Exons: 27
Coding region: 338-2962 (874 amino acids)
Biological process (GO): Ras protein signal transduction; positive regulation of GTPase activity
Cellular component (GO): plasma membrane
Molecular function (GO): guanyl-nucleotide exchange factor activity
Source: RefSeq, a predicted model, not a curated record